UGUUACACAAUUCACGACUCUCCCUUCUUCUACCCCUAGGGUUUUGCUUGUCCCUCUACCUGCCUGCCUGCCCUUUUAUUCAAGGUAAAGGAGGUCAAUUUGUUGGUUUUCAACGCUAACAGCAAUUUUGUAUCUCAAAGUUGUGGAUCAAAAUGCUUUAUUUCCGGAUGUAAAUGCAUUUUAGCCCUGGAAAUGAGAUUUCAGGAAGCCUGUGCUUGAUGGACUGCUUACGCAGUAGCAGUGACAAGAAGACAUUGAAGCGGUGGUUUUUCAUUGAUAAGAGAGUUGGAUAAAAGGUUACUAAUUUUGGUGGUUUAGGAUAGUACACUUAAUUUCUAGCUGCAAAACCUUGACAGUUUUCUGAAUUGACGAUGGACUUGAAGUCUUCAAAAGCUUCUCCUGUUCUUACUGAUCCUGUUCCCAUAGACAAGUCUAGAUUGGGUAUCCGAGGUGUCUUGCCUUAUGCUCAAUCAGGACCAUCAUUCUCAACUAGUGUGCUAGCCAUCCCGAGAAGGAAGCCAGGAAAGCUUGAUGAUGUUCGUUCUAAUGGUUGGCUAGAUGCCAUGAAAUCUUCUUCACCCCCUCGGAAAAAGAUUAUGAAGGAUGUUAAUGUGGAGGUUGUUUUGGAUGAUGGUGAUGCAGCUUAUGAUUCCUGGAUGAGGAAGUAUCCAUCAGCGCUCAAGUCCUUUGGAAAAAUUAUGAAUUCUGCAAAGAAUAGGAGGAUAGUCAUAUUUUUAGAUUAUGAUGGAACCCUUUCUCCAAUUGUGGAUGACCCUGAUCGUGCUUUUAUGUCUGCUGAUAUGCGUUCAGCUGUUAAAAGUGUUGCAACGUAUUUCCCUACAGCCAUUAUCAGUGGAAGAAGCCGUGACAAGGUUUAUGAAUUGGUAGGACUAACAGAACUUUAUUAUGCUGGUAGUCAUGGCAUGGACAUCAUGCUCCCAGACAGAGAUACAGAGCCCACUAACCACUCUGGUUGUAUUAAAUCGACUGACCUGCUGGACAAGGAGGUUAAUCUCUUCCAGCCUGCAAGUGAAUUUCUACCCAUGAUUGAUGAGGUUUUUAGAACCCUUGUCGAGAAUACUAAAGAUAUUAAAGGUGCAAAAGUUGAGAACCACAAGUUCUGCACCUCUGUACAUUACCGCAACGUAGAUGAGAAGAGUUGGCCUAUCAUUGCACAACGGGUGCAUGAUAUCCUCAACAGUUACCCUAGAUUACGACUAACUCAUGGACGGAAGGUUUUAGAGGUUCGUCCAGUGAUCGACUGGGAUAAAGGGAAAGCAGUUGAGUUUCUUCUUGAAUCUUUGGGGCUUAGUAAUAGUCCUGAUGUGCUUUCCAUCUAUAUUGGGGAUGAUAGAACGGAUGAAGAUGCUUUCAAGGUUUUGCGAUCUGAAAGCCGAGGAUAUGGAAUCAUAGUAUCUGCAGUUCCUAAAGAAACCAACGCUUUCUUUUCACUCAGGGAUCCUUCAGAGGUGAAAAAGUUCCUCGAGGCUCUUGUGAGAAUGAAGGAACAGGGUGAUCUAUAAAUAAAGAUCUACAUUAGAAUGGAUUCAUGAAGUAGGUUAUUCAAAGUCUCUGUCAAGCAUCUUAAGAGAAGCUACAGGAACAAGGAUUUUAUUUAGGUUCUCAGUAAUCAUUAUUUGAAUCAUUGAUUGUCUUGGAAUUUUGCCAUGCAUCCUGUAAAGCUUGAAGUUUUUCCUAUUUCGAUAUUGGUUCUGUUCAGAAACAAAGGGACCAUGCCCCUCCAAAGAGUUAUUUCUGUUUUGUUUCUUUGGUUGUGAAAUCUUAUCCUGUUGAUUAGAGUGGAAACUUACGCGGA
Coffea eugenioides is the source of this 1816-nucleotide messenger RNA. Its product is annotated as probable trehalose-phosphate phosphatase F. Gene Ontology annotation, molecular function: trehalose-phosphatase activity. The record is from RefSeq and is a predicted model, not a curated record. Gene Ontology annotation, biological process: trehalose biosynthetic process. The transcript has 13 exons. NCBI's taxonomy places the organism in Eukaryota, Viridiplantae, Streptophyta, Magnoliopsida, Gentianales, Rubiaceae. Bases 372 to 1523 code for a protein of 383 amino acids.